AUGGCCACCACUCCGCUCGUCUUUGUCGUUGGCGGCACCGGUGCCCAGGGCAUCCCGGUCAUUCGCGGGCUCGUGCACGACGGUGCAUACCGGGUGCGGUUCCUGACGCGCGACCGCCAGUCGGCGCGGGCGCAGCAGGUCCUCGCGCUGGACCACACGGAGGCGAUCGAGGGCACGUUUGCGAGCGAGGCUGAUCUGCGGGCCGGCUUCCGCGGCGCCGACUAUGCCUUUGUCAACCUGGACGGCUUCAACAGCGGCGAGCAGGCGGAGAUGUUCUGGGCCAUGCGCAGCUACGAGCUCGCUCUCGAGGAGGGCAUCCGCUUUUUCGUCUACGGCAACCUCGACUUUGUCUACCGGCAGAGCGGCUACGAUGCGCAGUUCCGGUGCGGCCACUACGACGGAAAGGGGCGCGUGGGCGAGUGGAUAUUGAGGCAGAACAGAGAAAGAAAGCAAAUGGGUGUCGCCCUCUUCACGACCGGUCCCUAUCUCGACAUGGCCAUUGCCAGCGGCACGCCCAUGAGCCCGACGCUCGAGCAGGACGUGCUCACGUGGCGCGUGCCUCUCGGCCAAGGCGCCGUCGCCCACGUCGACCUCGACGACUGUGGCCACUACGUGCGCUGGCUGCUGGACCACCGCGACCGCGCCGACGGGCUCGACCUCGCCGUGGCCAUCGCGCUGAUCCCGUACGACGAGCUCGCGCGGGCGUUUGAGCGCGUCACCGGCCAUGCCGCUCGCUACGUCGACACCAGCCUCGACCACUACUGGACGGCCGAGGGGCCUCUCGGGACCGGCGCCGGGCCUGCCGGCUACAACGCCCGCCCCGACGAUCCGGCCUCGAUGACGGUGCGGCAGAACUUCUCCGGCUUCUGGAACAUGUGGAAGGCUUCAUCCCUCGACAACAACGGGCUCGUCCGGCGUGACUUUGACCUCCUCGACGAGAUCCAUCCCGGACGCACGCGCUCGGCCGAGGAUUGGCUUCGCAAGCAGGAGGCCAAGGGUCUUCGCGACGGACUCGGCUGCCUCUGGGAACGCGUCCAUCACCUCCGGCCGGUCCUCAAGGUGGUCGAAGACGGCCGGAAGGGAAGGCUGUAA
Molecule: messenger RNA, 1092 nt
Organism: Grosmannia clavigera kw1407
Lineage: Eukaryota; Fungi; Ascomycota; Sordariomycetes; Ophiostomatales; Ophiostomataceae
Product: NmrA-like protein
Exons: 1
Coding region: 1-1092 (363 amino acids)
Source: RefSeq, a predicted model, not a curated record